Molecule: messenger RNA, 645 nt
Organism: Lepus europaeus (European hare)
Lineage: Eukaryota; Metazoa; Chordata; Mammalia; Lagomorpha; Leporidae
Gene: TCF23
Product: transcription factor 23
Exons: 3
Coding region: 1-645 (214 amino acids)
Biological process (GO): regulation of transcription by RNA polymerase II; developmental process
Molecular function (GO): DNA-binding transcription factor activity, RNA polymerase II-specific; protein dimerization activity; RNA polymerase II transcription regulatory region sequence-specific DNA binding
Source: RefSeq, a predicted model, not a curated record
AUGUCACAUAGGGAGGCCAGAGGGGCGCCAGCCACGCCAGGCGCAGGGCAUGGCCGGGCUAAGGCCAGAGCGCAGGGGCUGCCAGGCACCGAGAAGAGGAGGAGCCGCCUCUGCAGGACAAGGCAGGACCCAUGGGAAGAGACCAACUGGAGCACCCAAAGCUGGGGCCGGGCCGCCCCCAACCCUCGAGGGGCCAGGACAGGGGGCCGGGCUCGAGGCAGGAGCGAGGGGAGCCCCGAGAACGCGGCGCGGGAGCGGAGCCGGGUGAGGACGCUGCGCCAGGCCUUCCUGGCCCUGCAGGCUGCUCUGCCGGCCGUGCCUCCCGACACCAAGCUCUCCAAGUUGGAUGUGCUGGUUCUGGCCACCAGCUACAUCGCCCACCUCACGCGCACGCUGGGGCACGAGCUGCCCGGCCCCGCCUGGCCACCGUUCCUGCGCGGACUCCGCUACUUGCACCCUCUCAAGAAGUGGCCCAUGCGCUCACGUCUCUAUGCUGGAGGCCUAGGGUGCUCCGGCCUGGACGCCACCCCAGCCACCACCUGCAGCCCCAGGAUGAAGGAUGUGCAAGUGCGGUCCCCAGACUCUGAAGAGGCAGAGGCUGGCCUUUCCACCAAGCCACUCCCGCCAGCUCUGGGUGACAAAUGA